Messenger RNA from Anopheles coluzzii, 1229 nucleotides. RefSeq names its product defective chorion-1 protein, FC106 isoform-like. The record is from RefSeq and is a predicted model, not a curated record. The coding region runs from base 15 to 1094 and encodes 359 amino acids. The transcript has a single exon. Lineage: Eukaryota; Metazoa; Arthropoda; Insecta; Diptera; Culicidae.
CCCUCGAUGAUUUAAUGGAAGUAAAGCGACUCAAAUCCAUCAACAUCAGAUGGGAACGCUACUUUCCAUUACAUGACGAUGUCACACAAUGCAAAAACUGCUUCCGGUUUGGACACGGGAAAAAUAAUUGUUCAAUGAAGGCUCGAUGCAUGAAGUGUGGAGAUGAACACUUGUCAAAUCAGUGCUCUAAAGAACUGGGAAACCAAAGAAUCUGCGCCAAUUGCCAGGGAAAUCACAGCCCUCUCAAUCACAACUGCAAAUCCAGGCGUGAUUUUAUCGAGAAUCGAGAUGCCAAAAAAUAUCGAUCAGGAACUACCCGUUACAUCCCUGCUCCAGCGCCCACUACAUCUGCAUGGAGCUCAAGACUAAACUGGACUGCACCUCAAUCUGCACCAACUACAGACACACCAGUCACAAUACUACCACAACCAACGUUGCACACGUUGCAACAUCAGCCGCAAGCUCAACAAACGUUACAGAUGCAGCAGCCACUGAUGGUACAACAACAACAAUUGUUGUUCCAACAUAUCAUACAUCCACUCCAACAGCAGGUGGAACAACUACAACAGCAGAUCAACGUGCUGCAGCAACAAAUUCUGCAACAACAUCAGCAGGUUCAAAUAUCAUUACCACAGGAGCAACCGGUGCUCCAACAAAUCUCAAUGGUACAAAUGCAACACAGUGAGGAAAUACAAGGUCAGUUACCUGGGCAACAACAUAAAAUAACACAACAUCAACAACUGCAGCAACAUCAGUCGCUGCCUCGCAAACAACAUAGCCAAAAGAAGCCACAGCCUAACGUUUCAGAGAUGAAGCCCCAACACUCACAACCAACUUGUUCUGGUCCAUCGGCAGAAGCAAUGGAAAUCCAAAAUGAGACGAUUAAAACAUCGACCAGGCAACCAGCCCAAGACAAGCUCAACCGAUUGCGAGAGCAACUUUCUGUAGAGGAAACAGCUCCAGAUAUGAUCCUUUUCACUACCAUCACACGGUUUUGGAAACGCUAUCAAAGCAAGAUUAAACAUCUCCCUCGCGAUCAGCAAAUAACUACGCUGGUCCAAUUGAUAAUGGAAGCGCUUCCCAAUGGAUAUUAAUACCGCUACCUGGAACGCCCGCUCCAUCUUUAGAAAAAAGCUGGAGUUCAUAAAUUUUCUUGAAGAGGAAAAGAUUGAUGUGAUAGCCGUAACUGAAACGCAUUUGCAACCACAUAUGAGCUUCAACCUCCCUAA